UGAGAGCUGCUGGACCAAUAGGCAGAGCUGGGACUCCACUGGCCAGGAGAUGAUAGGAGCUCUGUGAUUGGUCAGUGUGCUGGGGAUGCUGAGCAUGGCUCCCAUCGCUCGGUGCUGAGCUCCAGGACACCAUGGCUCUCUCCACCAUCCAGAAGGUGGCCCUGUUCUCCGGCUUGGUCCUCUGCGUGUCUCUGCUGCUUCCCAAAACCUUCCUGAGCCGAGGGAAGCAAACCGCCCAGCAGGAGGGAGGUUCCGGUCGGUUCCCGUCAUCCGCCCCUCAUGGCAAGUCAUCGGACGCCAGAAGUCCCGGCAAUUUGUUCCCGAGGUCCCACCUGUCGGAGGCCGUGUCCAAGUCCAAGACCGGAGGAGGGGGCGGAGGGAGCGGCGGGAGACAAAGCCUGGUGGGGCAGAUUAUUCCCAUCUAUGGAUUCGGGAUCCUGCUCUACAUCCUGUACAUCCUCUUCAAGCUCUCCUCCAAAGGGAAAAGCCCAAAUCCUGAGCCGAAAAUUGCGCCGAUCGGCAAUGGGAACCUCAAGAGAAAGAUCACCGACUACGAGCUCAGCCAACUGCAAGAUAAACUGCGCGAGACGGAGGACGCCAUGGAAAAAAUUAUCUCCCGCCUCGGACCCGACAGCGAGCGGGGGGAAAAUGUCACCACAGAUGAGGAGCAGCAGCUACUGAAGAGGCUGAAGGAGAUCACCCGAGUGAUGAAGGAGGGGAAGAUUCUGGAAGGGGUAUCUCCGGAGCAGGAGGCCGAGGAGGCCCCAUACAUGGAGGACUGGGAAGGUUAUCCAGAAGAGACCUAUCCCGUCUACGACCCCUCCCAGCGCCGGCGGAAGCGCGAUACCAUCCUGAUCGAUCGCUCCGUCCUGACGCAGCCCUCGGCGGAGGAGAUCGCAGAGCAGAUGGAAUUCAGAGAAGAAGAGAGUCCGUUAUGCGCAGGCAACUUGCCGAAGGUCGGAGAUAGCGGACAAGUCCAAUGUGCACCACGUGACCCCCCCAUCUACAAAUCAGCGCCGCGCUCGGAGGACAACGCGGAGGCGUGGAGCGACAGCGAAGACGAAGAAGACCCGGAGGUCAUCGCAGAAAACGCCGGCUUCGUAGCAGCCAGUGACAGCGAAGGGGAUCCGUUGGGAGAGGAUUCCAUGGCGGACUCCGCCGCAGAUGGCCGUUCGCCGGCCGCGCUCAACGGUCACGUGUGCGACGACGUGGGAACUCUGCGAAAACGGGGCAAGAAGGGAUCUGAGUAUUAAAUGGGCUCCUAAUCCGAAAAUAGAUCGAGCUCCGUCACCCGAUGUGCUUCGAUGUGAACCGAGCGCGCCAUUGUGGGUGAAGAACCGAUGGGAAUAUGGCGAGCGCCGAGUGACAAACGAUCGAAAAAAGAGACAAAUAUAUCUUAAGAAUGACCACAGAAAUAUAAAACCACCACCGAGCUCACCUACGUAUCCCUAUAACCAGCAGGACAGCCAGUGAAAUCACCAAUAUGACGUCUGACGCCAACUGAAAUCAGGCUCGCGAUGGGAUUGGCCGGUGAGCACAAGAGAUGAGAUAUUUAAAUUAACUCAGGGUGGGUUGUACCUGUAAAUCUUGGGAACUGUGGGCGGCACCAGAUGUGGCUCACCUUGCGAUACAAACUCUGCUGACGUCUUACAGUACGAAACGUACAGAACGUCUUACAGUACGAAACAUUCAAGGGCGAGCCGACGUCAGUAACAUUCCUUCCAGGACACCGGAAGACUUACAUUGUGUAUUAUAGACGUAGAGUCCCGGCUUGUUCUACUGGGGUGCAAAUGACCCCCAGAAGGGGCAACUCCAUUAUAAGGGGCUGUCCUGCUUUACCUACUAGGGACUUGCCCUGGAGCUGUGCCCACCGACCCUCCAGAGCCAACAAUCCGACUUCGAGAACUUGAAUCUUCUUCUGUAAAAUGUAUCAACUUAAUGUCUUAAAUAGAGAGAGGGUGGGGCUACAGGACACCCAAACACAGCCGAAAAUGGCCCCUCCACUUAGUAGUAUCUUCUGGUAUCUUUUGCCUUUGCCAUUGGCUAAUAUGGACUCCGCAAGCCAGAUGGGCGGCUACAUUUAAGUGUCUUCAACCUCCAUCACAGGACUCUUCAGACCCCCCCCCCCCCCCCCUCACUGGCCUUUAAUUGCAGAUGAAAAGGAGGCAAAGACUGGACCUAUCUGCAGAUACCCUCCAAACAAAGCCGUCUAGAUCAGGGGUCUCCAAACUGCUGCUUGAGGGCCGAAUGAGGCCCCUUGCUAGCCCUUUAUCCAGGCCCUUGGGGCAAUAUUCCUCCCACCGACACCUACAACGGGUCACCAUUUCUUCCACUAAUACCAAUGAUGGAGCACUACUCCUCCUCCUCCUCCUACUGACCACCAACCCCGAGGCCAUUAUUAUUCUCACUGAUGCUGGGCCCCGGAACAUUUUCAACCCACAAUCCGGCCCCCUUAAAGUCUGAAGGACAGUAAACUGACCCUUUGUUUGGAAAGUUUGGAGACCCCCAGCUCUAGAACAUAUGUUCUCAACCAUUAAGCCUUGGCCUGAGGCCUAGAUG
Messenger RNA from Rana temporaria (common frog), 2559 nucleotides. It is a transcript of the gene RIC3, whose product is annotated as RIC3 acetylcholine receptor chaperone. Gene Ontology annotation, cellular component: intracellular membrane-bounded organelle; neuronal cell body; neuron projection. The record is from RefSeq and is a predicted model, not a curated record. Lineage: Eukaryota; Metazoa; Chordata; Amphibia; Anura; Ranidae. The transcript is spliced from 6 exons. Gene Ontology annotation, biological process: synaptic transmission, cholinergic; protein localization to cell surface. Bases 132 to 1253 code for a protein of 373 amino acids.